Molecule: messenger RNA, 4754 nt
Organism: Gadus chalcogrammus (walleye pollock)
Lineage: Eukaryota; Metazoa; Chordata; Actinopteri; Gadiformes; Gadidae
Gene: fbxo28
Product: F-box protein 28
Exons: 5
Coding region: 15-1247 (410 amino acids)
Biological process (GO): protein polyubiquitination
Molecular function (GO): protein binding
Source: RefSeq, a predicted model, not a curated record
CCGAGCAAACGAAGAUGGCGGCCGUCGUAGAGAGACUCGAUGGAGGCCUCGUCUGUUCCCAGGAUUCCGACUCGUCGUCACCGCGGCUCUCCAGCAGCCCGCCGCCGGACCACCAGCACCAGAACAACCCCUUGCUGGGGCUCCCCAUCGUGGCCAUCGAGACCGUCCUGAACUUCAUGUCCUACGACGAGAUCAGCCUGCUCCGCGCGGUGUCCAGGCGCAUGGACAUUAUAUGUCAGCGUAUCCUCAACCAGGGCUUCCUGCGUGUGGAGCGCUACCACAGCCUCUGCCAGCGUCAGGUGAAGGCCCAGCUGCCCAGGCGAGAGUCCGAGCGGAGGAACCACUCGCUGGCUCGCCACGCCGACAUCCUGGCUGCCGUGGAAACACGGCUGUCGCUGCUCAACAUGACCUUCAUGAAGUACGUGGACUCCAACCUGUGCUGCUUCAUCCCCGGCAAGGUGAUCGAUGAGAUCUACCGCGUGCUGCGCUACGUGAACUCGACGCGCGCGCCCCAGCGGGCCCACGAGGUCCUGCAGGAGCUGCGCGACAUCUCCUCCAUGGCCAUGGAGUACUUUGACGAGAAGAUCGUCCCCAUCCUGAAGAAGCGUCUGCCCGGAGCGGACCUCUCGGGCCGCCUCAUGGGCUCUGCUCCAGGUAACGGACACGAGCUUGAGCGCGUUAGAAAGGCCAAAGUGGCCGGCUCCUCCACCUCCCUCACCACCAUGUCGCUGCUGGCCAAGAACACGCCGUCGCGCUCGGAGAUGACCAAGGUGCAGCAGCAGGUGAAGGUGAACGGCGCCUCCAUGACGGCGCUGCGGCGCGAGGUGCAGGAGGUGCGCGUCAAGCAGCUGGAGCAGCAGAAGCAGCUGCAGGACCAGGAGCAGAAGCUGCUGGAGCAGACGCAGGUCAUCGGCGAGCAGAACGCCCGCCUGGCCGAGCUGGAGCACAAGCUCCGGGAACUGAUGGACAACGGCGCCGGCGUGGCGUCCCGGUCGGGGGGGAAGCCCGGCGGCUCGGUGGCCGUGGCCUCCACGUCGGCCGCCGCCUCCUCUUCCUCCCUCGCCGGCGGUGGCGGCGGCCCGCACGUGUCCUCCGGCGUUGCCGCGGGUGCCGUGGCGUCAAACGGGCCGGCGGCGGCCAGCUUGUUGGGCCAGGAGGGGGCGGGCCAGGGCGGGGGGGCGCUGAAGCGCAGCAGGAAGGGCGCCGACCUCCCACGCCACUCCAAGCGCCUGCGCAGCAAGAAAUGAGCGGACGCUGCACGCCAUUUUAGAGCUUUCUUUUUUCCGUCGUGUUCUGUGUUUUUAUUUUAUUUUGAGGGGGUGAAUGGAUUGCACCCGAAAAAGAGAAGAAGUACCCCUUCAUGUCCGUAACCCUCGCCGCCCCCUGCUGUUUGUUCCUGAGAAGAGGCUCUGGGUUUCUCCCCCCCCCCAUAUGCUUUAAACGUGUCAACAUCUCCCAGCUUUGGGCCUCCAGCGGCCUCCUCACCACCAGCAUGUCUCUGGCCGUGCCGGGCCGGUCGUUCUGAGGCUGAACCAUGGAGCCUUUAAAGCUCUCCAGGAUCUGACGGCCUUGAGGGCCCGCAAGCUUUCAAUGUGUUUUUAAAUCACUCCUUCGUGAGAGGAGAGUUCCGUGAUCAUGAGUACAGGGUCGCUAUUAUUAUUUUUUUCAAAGGCUUCUUUGUGUUUUACCAUCGUAACUAAAUAAUGAAGAUGUCGGAGAAUGAACUGUGAUCACAAUCGAAAAUGCCCAUUGCGGUUCAUUUCAACUGUUGGGUUGCCCUUUGAGAGAAAUGUUUGUUGGUCGACCGUCUGGUCAACAUACCCAUGCUGGUGCAUCAAACAGAGCAACAUUUGACACCCUUGUCAGUCAUUUGGGGAAAUACUGACCCAACACACACUUGCAUAAAUGCUGGCAAAUGUUAGCAGUCAAGAGAAUUCAUGACCUGAAAAUAUCGAAACAAGGCUGUGAUUAUUUCACAUAAAAACGUGUCCUUAAUCUAGAGUGCAAUAUAUUUCUUUCCUUAUUAUUAAUUAAGGACCCGUCAAGCCCCUCCAAAAACCGACAGGUAGACACCUGCUCAUAAUCUGGCAACCUGGUACCUCUCAGCACCACUCUCCUGUUCAACGUUGUUAAUCUGCGUCUGUUUCAACCCACUGUGCCUACACACACACACACACCUUCUCAGUUGGUUAAGAGUGCGGGGUUGGGGUCCGCUGAUGGUGUUUGGCAUCUGUAUGUAUACAUGAUGGGAAGUCGACACUACAUACGAUGUAGUGCUACAGAGAUGCAUGUGGAAUCGGUCUAAAGAUCGCUCUCCCCCGAUCAGCGAAUCCAAGAUGAUUUGUGUGUAAUGCUAACCCGUAUUUAAUCAUGAUUGGCAGGCUUUCAGCGACGGGCGUCUGUAAAGUUUUGUUUUUUAAAUGUCUGUUCAAACUUGGAAGGAGGUUGUUCACAAUCAACUACUUUGACGUGUUUAACCCAAGAGUUGAGUAAACCAACACUAAACUACGGCUUGCUGCGUGCUUCACCUGAUAAGUGGGAUUUUGUCAGGUGACGUCAGAUGUGAUCUUCUGUGUUACUGACUGACUUCACCUGCAAAUCACCGGGGCCACUAAAAGGGAAGUACCUUGAUUCACACUGUAGGGGGUGCUGUUCCUGCAGUUAGGUUUCCACAUUGUAAUUAACUUCCUUGCGCUCAUUCUUGCUAAGCGAAUCCACUUGAGCCUAUUCUCUUUCCUUGUGAAGUCAGCUGAGCCCAUAUCGCAACGGGAACAUAGUCAUGUCUUGUUUUGACCCUCUUUGUUUAUCUGAUGAUCUGAGUCAGUCAUGGAAGAAAUGUAUCCUGGGUAAUGCAGUCCACACAACGGUGGACACAAGUGUGAUUAAUCUUUAAUCCGGGCACACACUGGGCAGGGAGAACAUGUUAACUAGUGGCUUAAUUUGAGACUGCGUCUCAGUUUAGAGAAUUUACUGUACUGUAAAGUUCAUGUACUUCAAAGUGUAGGUUGUGAAUUAUUUCAUGUGUGUAUACCAAGAAAAAAAAAAGUUUGAGAUAGCCAGACUGGCUAACUAGGGUUUGUUGUGCACAUGACUGUGACAGAUGUACAAACCUAUUAAAAUCCUAGUUAACAUUUGGCUAGACGUGUCUGAACUAGUACAAACUCGGUGUGUAUCUUUUUGCAAAGAAUGUGUCGAAUGAAUGCAGAUAUUUAAUGUAUGUAGUGAUUCAGUUGUGUUGGUAAAUUAGUGUCAGUACACUGAUCUGACAAUGAGGCUAUAAUGUUAAAUAGUUUGUCCAAAACCUUUAAUGCGGGAAAACAAAUAAACCAUAACUUUUGGUUGGAAUUACAAACUAUCAGCCGUGAUCCAUUUUCAUACAUCCAUGAAAAUAUCCAUGGCUUUUUCAAACCCACCGUGAUUGGCCGGAAAGAGAUUUAAGACUAAACAAGUCAACUAAGCUUGACAAUGACUUUUUUAGAAUGUUAAACUAAGAGUCUGUGGAAACUCCGCUGCCAACUAGUUUGAUACUUCAGUCUUUCUGUGGGUCGGGGUGCAGUUAAAGACCGAGCCACCAGAGGGCGCAGUGAGCCUCUGCCUAUAAAGGGACGGAACGGAGGGAACAUAAUAAAGUAUCACUGGAUUCUUGGAGGAUGUCGAGCCAACCUUAAUUUGCAGCAAUUUGUUUAACUGAUUUAACAUGUGUGCGAUAAUCUGCCCGUUUCUGGAUUCAUGCCAUUGGUUUCAAUGUUGACAUUUCUUCAAUUCGAAAGCAUGUAGGUAUUACCUUUGUGAUGACGUUAAACAAAUAGUAUAUACGAAGGCCACAGAACGGGUCGGUUCAUGUGUUCAUCCACAGCACCUCGGGCCCGAACACCACGGGGACCCGAAUCUUCAAGGGCCCGUAGCCUAAUUGAUUUUAAUUAAUCCUCCCGGAGCUGGAUUUGUUUUAAGUAGGCCUAUAAUAUUGCUGGGUGAGUCCAAUUCCUCGACUGAAAAGGGUGGAAAGUGGUAACUACUCUGCUAGUUAGCGAUCUAUCUCUUCUCUACAUGUAGUUGUGUGGAGUGAAUGCUGUUGAGGGAGGUAGCCUAUUUGAUUGAUUCGCUGAAUUGUCCAAUCAUGUGGUGAUAACAAAAAAGAAAAGCGAUACCAUUGGCCUUGGGCGCACACUGGUGCGACCCGAGGGCGAAUUUUCUUGCGCCAAUGAAAAGCUGUCUGCUUGAUAAACGGCAAAAAGUUAGCAAGCUUACGUUGACUUCAACUGGCCGGCGUCCCUGACUUGAAAGAGGGCUUUAUUUCGAAUAACCCAAUAACUAGCCUAGCCCAAAUCAUCGACGUUCAGACGCAUUUAAAUGGUGGACGGCUGUAUUUUUGUUGAUUUAUUUCGUAUUGAUAAUAGUUGAUUAAUAGUUGGCAGAUAUAUUCAAGUGAAUAUUUCACGGAGGGGCGGCGCCGUAGCGCCCUCUAUUCACCCAUCGCCACUGGAGCUGACUACAUGUUGAAGCUGUCGGCGAUGCACUGGUUCAUACAAGGCACUCACUUUGAUAAUGUCCCUUGGUGCACUGGCCUCUCCAGGAUCCCACACGCACGAGUCUAGACUAGAGCGAUUCCCACCCGAGGGUGUCCGGAAUAGCAAUCGAGUCCCAGCAAAAUACAAAAAGGAAGUUAUAAAGAAAAUACUUUGUUGUAUGGGCUAUUAUUAUUUAUUUUUGCCAUGAUGAUUGCCUUUAGCUUUAUUUAUUAAUACAUAUUGAAG